Closterium sp. Yama58-4 is the source of this 885-nucleotide messenger RNA. NCBI's taxonomy places the organism in Eukaryota, Viridiplantae, Streptophyta, Zygnematophyceae, Desmidiales, Closteriaceae. The record is from the annotation of a GenBank genome assembly.
AUGCACGCCAAGUACGGCCCGGUCGUGCGCCUCUGGCUGAGCCCCGUGAGGCUGCUGAUAUCGGUGGAGGACCCGCAGCAGGUCCGCAACGUGCUCAUGCACGCGCGCGAGCGGUCGCCGUUGUACUGCCACGUGAUUGAAGCGUGUCUUGGGAAGGACUCGGCUUGCUUCUCUACCUUCAUUCAGCCCCGUGCGCGGCGGUCGUUUCUCGACUACCAUUGCCACACGACGCUCAAGUUCCAGGUGCACGAGGUGGCGUGCCGCGUGGCUGACGUCACUGCGCGCGAGUGGGGGACGCUCUCCGCGUCUGGCGGAGAGCUGGACGUGACGCAGGCGUGCAAGGACAUGGUCGUGGGCGUUUUAGGAGGCUCCUUAUUCGGCCCCGCGUUUCCUGACUCGGACCUGCGGGACCGCGUUGCCAGCGAUUUGGAGUUUUUCGCGCACUCGGUGCAGGAUUUCGCGAGCUUUAGCUUUCUCCCGGUGUGGCUGCCCGCGUACCAGAAGCUCAUGCGCGUGGCGGAGGACUAUAGGGGGGUGAUUCACCAGCUUGUAUCGGGUACGUUUGCUAAGGACGUGAAGCAGCAGAGGAGGGGGCACGGUGAGGAGGGGUCCGAGGAAGGAGGGGCAGGAGAAUCUGGUAGUGGCAGCGGUGAGGGGGAGGCCAAAGAGCCGGGGCCGCAGUUUCUUAUGUUUGGUGCGGGCGCGCGGUCGUGCGUGGGCCAGCGGCUGUCACUGAAGAUCAUCCGCGCUGCUGUCGCCAUCCUGCUGCACCGAUUCGAGUUCUCCAUGUCACCAGACAUGCCCAAGGAGUUUGACACGCGUCUCGAGUACAUGGUGCUGCACCUGCACCCCACGCCCCGCCUCAAGCUUGCUGUUCGCUCCUAG